GGGAAGAAGGGAAUUGGUUUUUGAGAGUGCUCUGUGUUAGUUUUUUUGUCCUCCAUGAUGGCUUCAAAAACUCCAGAAGGAUCACUUACCCAAUUCCAGUCAAAGUAUGUCAAUCAACACUUUAGCAGAUCAAGUAUCUUCGAGUUUGUCUUUCGCAGAUCCAAGUAGUGAUGGUAAAACCGGUAAUAGUAAGAUCAAUGAGCAAGGUGAGAGUGGAAAGAGUAGCACUUGUAGACCGAGCACAAGCAGUGAUAUAAGUGAUGAGAGCACUUGUAGCAGCUUUAGUAGCAGUAUCAACAAACCUCACAAGGCUAAUGAUGUGAGAUGGGAAGCGAUUCAAGCUGUUAGAACGAAACAUGGUGGUUUGGGUUUGAAUCAUUUUAGGCUCUUGAAAAGGUUAGGAUGUGGAGAUAUUGGAACUGUUCAUCUUGCUGAGUUGAAUGGAACAAGGUGUUAUUUUGCGAUGAAGGUUAUGGAUAAAACCGCUUUGGCUAGCCGGAAAAAGCUUCUUAGGCUCAAACUGAAAGAGAGAUAUUGCAGUUUUUGUCCUGGUGGUGAUUUGCAUACACUAAGGCAGAGACAACCCGGGAAACGCUUCACCGAGCAAGCAGCCAAGUUUUAUGUAGCGGAAGUGCUUCUUGCGAUGGAAUAUCUACACAUGCUGGGAUCAUUACCUCAGAUCAGCCAAUGUCGGGUCCGAGGGCUUGUCAAAGAAUUCGGUUUCUUGCUCGCAACAACCUGCAUGCAUCCAGCAACCAUCUUGCAUCUCAAUGGCUCCAACAUUGCUUCUCUCCUCGUUCUUCUCAUCAAAUCCAAGAAAGACAAGAAACCGAAAACCGAGAACGGGAACCACCAAGUAACUCCGUUACCAGAACUUGUUGCAGAGCCCACAGGCGCCCGUUCGAUGUCUUUUGUUGGCACACACGAGUACUUAGCUCCAGAGAUCAUCAAAGGUGAAGGACAUGGAAGCGCGGUUGAUUGGUGGACUUUCGGGAUCUUUCUUUAUGAAUUAUUGUUUGGUAAAACACCAUUUAAAGGGUCUGGAAAUCGAGCUACGCUCUUCAAUGUGGUUGGUCAGCCUCUGAGAUUUCCGGAAUCUCCGGUUGUUAGCUUUGCAGCUAGGGAUUUGAUAAGGAGUUUACUUGUGAAAGAGCCACAACAUAGAUUAGCUUAUAAGCGUGGAGCAACAGAGAUAAAGCAACAUCCUUUCUUUGAAGGAGUGAAUUGGGCUCUGGUUCGAUGUGCCAGCCCACCGGAGAUUCCUAAACCGGUUGAUCUUGAACCGUUAAAUCCUACUCCUGCUAUGCCGUCUGCCGCAUCUUCGAGUGUGAGAUCUGAUCAGAGUAAUUAUCUUGAGUUCGAUUUCUUCUGAAGAAACUGUUCCACAGUUGAUGAUUCUCAUUAUUGUUUCUUUGCAAAUUCUGUUUAGUGUUUUCCACAAAUGUGUUUCCUUUUUUUGUUUUUUUGAAUUUUCAUGUCUUGAAAAAGUUAUGAGAUUUGUUUGUAAUCAUUCUUCAAAAAUGUGAAACAGUCUCUGUACCAUCUUCUUGAGUUUUUUUAAUGUUAGACAAGAACCAUUGAGAAGCGAUAAUUCACA
Arabidopsis arenosa is the source of this 1597-nucleotide messenger RNA. The record is from the annotation of a GenBank genome assembly. NCBI's taxonomy places the organism in Eukaryota, Viridiplantae, Streptophyta, Magnoliopsida, Brassicales, Brassicaceae.